Molecule: messenger RNA, 2679 nt
Organism: [Torrubiella] hemipterigena
Lineage: Eukaryota; Fungi; Ascomycota; Sordariomycetes; Hypocreales; Clavicipitaceae
Source: the annotation of a GenBank genome assembly
CGCAGCAGGCAAUAAGAACAUACGAUAUCAGCCCUUCGAUUCUGUUUGCAAGGCGAGAGCGGAAAUAGCGGGCUAAGGCAUAGUACAGCGAUUUGCAGAUGUACUACCUGUACGCCUUGUCCUAUUAUAGUAUGCCCCGAAUUAGCUUGGUCUCUUUUUGUGGAGAGAUACAUAUCUGCGGUUAAAACAAGAGGCUCGUGACCUUAGCAAGUCAGUUCAGCUACACCCAGCGUGCCUCCACUGGCAUGACAAGAGACCCGGUAUAUCCGGCUACCAAGAAUUAUUACUACAAACAACAGCAAAGCAGCAACUCAUCCCGCCCUUCGCCGCUUGUUAACCAUAAUUGAACAGUAUGGACAAAAUAGAUAAUCCCCCGCCGUCCACCGGCGCCGAAUACAGGCGCCAGCGAGUUGCCAAGGCCUGCCAAACAUGCAGGUCCAUGAAGUCUAAAGUAUAAGCAGCAAAUACUACUAUGCGCGUUUAUAUGUACGCUUUACUAAUUGAUCGCAGUGCGACGGGUUACAGCCAGAAUGUUCGAGAUGUCGAGCGUAUGGGUACAGUUGUAUAUACCGCUCACAACGACCACGUACAAAGUCCCUGGCUGGCACUCGCUUCAGCGCUACUCUCUCUGCGCGGUUCCCCAGUUUGUGUCAAGCCAUCAUGCAACAAGAGACAUUGCUGGGCGAGGUCAUUUCCCAAUUGCCGCUCUCAGAACACAAGGCGGCGACCAAAAAGCGUUCGCGCGUCAAAGUAGAAAUGGACAAUGCUCUAUCAGAUAUUGACACCGACAAUAUCCAACCGAUUCCUGCUACCGACGGUGUAGAGACUGCGGACUCGUGUGAACCAUCUUCCCCCACUGACGUCGAACAGUCACCAUGCUAUUUGGGCGAGGUUAGUGAUAUUCGCUUUGUCCAUGUUGUCAAACAAUUCCUGCAGUCCCAAGAUGGAACUACCGCCGCCCCAACCGGGUUAGAGAGCUACGACCAAGGCGAUGGAGCGAUAGUUUCAGACCUGGAGGCUUGCAAGGGGGUCUUGCUGCCUGCUUUGGAAGAAGCGAAACCAUAUAUAGAUGCGUAUUUUUCCACAAUUCACGUUGCCUAUCCAUUUAUACCCCAAGCACUUUUCAUUGAAGCAUAUCAAACCAUCGGUGGCCCUGACACACAGUCGGCAUGUAGCCGUGGCGUCAAGACUGCUCUAACUUAUACGGUAUGCGCCAUCGGAGCAUAUUAUACAUCUUUACUCGGUCAUGAAGAAAAGGAAGAUAUGCGACAUGAAAAAUACUUUUCGACGGCACUCAGAUUGGCGCCGACUGCCACUAUUGAACGGUCCGUCACACAAAUUUCACUCUUACUAGCAAGGUGCUUUUAUCUUUUAGUUGUCUGUAGAACAGAGAGCUGUUGGACUAUGCUUGGACAGGCUGUUCGUGCGGCGCAAAGUAUCGGACUGCACGUCGAGACUGAUGCUACUGACAAUCCAACUGAAGCCACAUUGGUAGAAGUGGAAAAGCGACGGCGACUGUGGUACUCUAUUUAUGUCUUGGAUCGCCUGCUGGCGCUACAGCUAGGUCGUCCCCCUGCCAUUCAUGACGACGACUACAAUGUCCCGUUACCGUCUCGAGUUAGUGAUGCCAACAUUGACUGGAGGGGGACUUUUAUUAACGAAUGCGACACAAAUGGCCCGUCCGAAGGGGACUAUUUCCUAGCUGUUAUAGCUUUUUCUGAGAUCGUCGGUCGCGUUCUUCGAAGUCUGUACUGCCCAAAACGACGUCAUAUUACCUCAGAAGAUCUUCUCAACACAAAGGAUCUUGAUGGGCAGUUGUCGGCAUGGAAGUUAGAGCUUCCAAGGUCCUUGCGGUUCGAUUUGGGUCAUGCAUUUGAGCAAUCUUCAAUCCUCAAACGACAGAGAAAUAUGCUAGCUAUCAAGUAUCAUCAUCUUCGCGCAUUAAUCCACCGCCCAUAUCUAUGUCAUCCACUGUUGAUGUCCGCACACGACUCUGACUCAAGCGGAUCUGAACUAGACUGGUCUCUAGCACGAGCAUACGAGAAAAUAUGUAUUAUGGAGGCUCGAGAGACAGCAAGAUUGCUUCAUAGCAUAUCCAGCAAAAAGGACUUGGUUAGUGACUUCCCAUGGUGGCAAAUGAUUUCGUGUUUGGUUUGCGCUAGCUCCAUUCUACUUGUGUCUGGCAUACUUGCGCAAACUAGAUAUGAAUCAUUUCUUGACUUCGAUACUACUAGUCUUUACGAUGAUGCAGAAACCUGCUUGAAAGUAUUCGAUGCUCUUAGCAUCAAGUCGCCAGGUGCACGGAUUGCUCGAGAUAUGAUGAAGGCUCUCAGGGAGUGUGGCAUAAGAUGGAGUACCAGCGACAGUAUGGGCAGGCACAAUAUAGCCAGCGGCACAAGUACCAACCCUGAAGUUCGGCGGUCAGUACCAGAGGCAUACUCACAAAUAACGUCGAUAUAUUCAAGUGAAUUCGAUCAGCUUUUAGGGCUAUCUGGAGCCCCGAUCACGUCCAACUGCUACUGGCCAACGGAAAUCGUAGAUUCCAUGACUUGGUCAGCGCAAUUCUUCGAUCCCAGCCCUACAAGACAAGCGCAUACUACACACAGCAGGCAAGAGUCUGACCAAGAGCAGUAGAAUAGCUUUCUAUUAUAUAUAAUUAUAGGGUUAAUUCAAUAACAG